Molecule: messenger RNA, 2742 nt
Organism: Fraxinus pennsylvanica
Lineage: Eukaryota; Viridiplantae; Streptophyta; Magnoliopsida; Lamiales; Oleaceae
Source: the annotation of a GenBank genome assembly
AUGAGAGGCGGAGGUCUAUUGAUUGCAUUUCUGUUUGUCACCCUCCUAAUUUUAGCUUUUGUAUUGGGGGUUAAAUCAAUCCCCGAUAACCCUGAUCCAGAUCCUGAGAUUCUCAGUGGUUCCGACGGUCUACCUACCAAUCCUCCGCUUACACCUACACAUGAUACUGCAAUAGUGGCUGCUCCAGAUGGCAUGGUAUAUUUUGUUGAGAUUAGUUCGGGACAAAUUGUUUCUUCUUUUUCAUCGGGCCCAUCUAUUUAUUCCUCGUAUCAGACACUCCCCAGUGAUGACGGUGAAAAACUUGAUUCCUCUGCUGACGCUGAUAAUUUCUACAUAGAUUGUGGAAAAGACUGGGAACUCUACUUACAUGCAAAAGGCUUCAAUAAAGUGAGGCUCGAUCUGAGUGCUGAAGAAUUUGUAAGGCGCACUCCAUUUGUAUCAACUCGUGGUGGUGUCAUGUUAGGAUCAAAGACAACGGCUGUAUUUCUUGUUGAUAUAAAAACUGGAAAAGUAUUUCGUACAUUUAAAACUGAUAAUUUUCCUUCAGUUGAAGAGCAGGAAGUCGAUGAAUCUUCUAUUCUAGCUAGAAAGGAUAUUGAAGAAUGGGUAGGAUCUGGUCCCGCAGACUUGGAGGAUAUUGAGAAGCCACUCUAUGUUACAAGGAUAGACUAUAAUCUGAAGUAUACCUCCAAGAAGACCGGGAAAGUUCUUUGGCACCUGAAGUUUGCUGAUAUUGAAGCUUCAUUCCAAUGUGAAGGAAUUGAGAAUUUUCUGGGUCGAAUUUUACCUGAGGUUGACAAAUUUGAUCCAGGAUAUAAGCUUGAUACAAAUUUGGCAAUGCAUUGCCAGUCAAGGCCUGUGGUCUAUCGGAUCCGUGACCAUAGCUCACUAGGAUCCCUUUUUAUGGUUGACAAGUUAUCAGAUGCUCUUCCAAGGGGCAAAGUGCUUUCUUUACCUGCUGCUGAUCACGAUCCUCUUUUAGAGCCAGCAGAUAAGUUUUUAGGUGUUCAUCAUGAUAAUGAGAGACAAAUGUUGCUGGCUUUGCCCAAACCUGAAACUGGAAAAUUUACUAUCAAGGGUCUGCCUGGAGGUGGUGAUCAUCAUAUGAAUGACAACCUAGACCAUCAUAAUUUACUACGCUCUCAUUUCUGGCCUUCCAUUUUAUAUGCUGCAUUGGUGCCAUUCAUCACGGCUUUCUUUUUCUAUGUAAGACGCGCAGUGGUCAGGGGACACGGUAAAUUGUACGAGCAGCCUGAAGACAAUAAGUUUCAAGUUGUAAAAACCAAAAAGAAGAGAAGUCGCAGAACUGCAACCAUUAAAAAUAGCACUAUUGUUGAGAACGAGAUGAACAAUAUUUCAGACCAUGUGCAGGGCAGAAAUGAUCUCCAAAACAUUGAAAUAACUAAAGGAAAUUUCUUGCCAAAUUAUUCAAGUAACUACAAUAGUCUUGUAAAUGGACGCCAGAUUGGGAAGUUGUUGGUCACUGAUAAGCAAAUUGCCAAGGGAAGCAAUGGAACUAUUGUACUUGAAGGAAUUUAUGAUGGCCGUUUAGUGGCUGUUAAACGCCUUGUCCAGACUCAUCAUGAUGUGGCUUCAAAGGAGAUUCAGAAUCUUAUUGCAUCAGAUCAUCAUCCAAACAUUGUCAGAUGGUAUGGAGUGGAAUAUGAUCAGGAUUUUGUCUACCUUUCUCUGGAACGGUGUACAUGCAGUUUACAUGAUUUAAUAUCAUAUUACACCCCUUCUCGGAAUCAGAUACCUAUAGGAGAACAAGAUAAUGAGUCUCCUAGUGAUUGCACUAUCCGGUUGCAGUGGGUGCUUGGAAAUGACAAGGGUCUUGAACUGUGGAAGGCUAAUGGCUAUCCAUCUGCUUGCUUGUUAAAAUUAAUGAGGGAUAUUGUUUGUGGACUAGCACAUUUGCAUGAACUUGGAAUUAUACAUCGAGAUCUGAAGCCUCAAAACGUCCUUGUAAUAAAGGAUAGAUCUUUAUGUGCAAAGCUUUCUGAUAUGGGCAUCAGCAAGCGCCUAGCAGGAGACACGUCUUUAACCAAAAGUGCUACUGGUUAUGGGAGUUCAGGUUGGCAAGCACCAGAACAAUUGCGCCAUGAACGUCAAACACGUGCCCUAGAUUUAUUCAGUUUAGGUUGUAUUCUCUUUUUCUGCAUAACUGGGGGCAAACAUCCGUUUGGGGAAAGUUUUGUACGUGAUAUAAAUAUAAUCAAUAAUGAGAAAGACCUCUUCUUGAUAGAACAUAUACCAGAAGCAACAGAUCUUAUCUCCCGGCUCCUAGAUCCAAACCCAGAUUUGAGGCCAAAGUCCAUGGAGGUAAUACAACAUCCUUUCUUUUGGAACUCUGAGACGCGACUCUCAUUUCUUCGAGAUGCUAGUGAUCGUGUCGAACUAGAAGACAGGGAGAAUGAAUCUGAACUCUUGAAGGCACUUGAAAGUAUUGGAAAAGUUGCUUUGGGCUGUAAAUGGGAUGAAAAGAUGGACAACAUCUUUAUCAAUGACAUCGGCCGUUAUAGGCGUUAUAAAUUCGAUAGCGUCCGUGACUUGUUGCGCGUGAUAAGAAACAAAUUGAACCACUUCAGGGAACUUUCAAAGGAAAUUCAGGGAAUAAUAGGACCGGUUCCUGAAGGAUUUGACUACUAUUUCUCAAGUCGAUUUCCAAAUCUUCUAAUUGAGGUCUACAAAGUCAUUCAUAGAUCUUGUGCAGAGGAAGAAACCUUUCACAAAUAUUUCUGA